This is a messenger RNA of Zea mays, 613 nucleotides long. RefSeq names its product seed maturation protein PM41. NCBI's taxonomy places the organism in Eukaryota, Viridiplantae, Streptophyta, Magnoliopsida, Poales, Poaceae. The coding region runs from base 34 to 321 and encodes 95 amino acids. The record is from RefSeq and is marked validated. The transcript has a single exon.
ACUGCUAGCAACGGAACGGAGCGCAACGCAAUCAUGUCAGGCGCGCAAGGAGCUCAGCCGAAGGGCGCCUUCACGGCGACCACCUACACGUCGGCUGCGGCCACCGGUGGCGGCGCGGCCCAGGGGCAGGGGCAGGGGCAAGAGGACCAGGAGAGAAGGCAGACUCCGCGGACGGAGCUCCGGUCGGCCGAGGACGAGCGCGGGCUGCCUGUCAGGAAGCUGGAGGACGCGGUCGAGGAUGCCGCGGGCAAGGGCGGGCCGGUGUUCGGCGCCGGCACGGAGGACGGGAAGCCGGAUCUCGGGGUCACCGGCACCGGCUGAUGCUAGCCGGAUGUGCUUCUUAAUGUGCUGCUUAGUUAACGAGCGAGUCAGAAAGUGAAAGUACAAGGAUGUGUCCAGCACACAGUACGUACGAUCAGUUAUCGAGUUAUACAUCUUAGUUGAGAUCUUUAUACAUGAGACCACUUCUGUAAAUUUGUGUAUAGCCACAAAGAGAUGUGUGAAUUCUCCUUGUACAGGUUUGAAUGGCCCUACUAUAUCGAGACACUUGAUUGAGAGUGGCCUUGUAAUGGGAAUUAUGAGAUGUAGGAACAUGAUCUUCAUAUGUAUGCAC